Molecule: messenger RNA, 524 nt
Organism: Rosa rugosa (rugosa rose)
Lineage: Eukaryota; Viridiplantae; Streptophyta; Magnoliopsida; Rosales; Rosaceae
Exons: 3
Coding region: 20-460 (146 amino acids)
Source: RefSeq, a predicted model, not a curated record
GGGACCUGAAUGCAAGAAGAUGGUUUUAAAAUCUGCUGGAACGAAAUGGAGAGAAUUUAAGUCAAGACUCACAACAUUGUAUGUGUUGCCAUAUUUGGAUGCUCCUGAAUCUUUACAAUUUCCCCCCGAUGACUAUAGGUUUAUAACUGUUGAUGAUUGGAAUGUUUUUGUAAAGGAAAGGACAAGCGAUUCAUUUUUGAAAAUGCAUGAGGAACAAAAGGCAAGGCGUCACAAAAAUGUGUAUGAUCACCAUAUGUCGCGUAAGGGAUACGCGGGAUUGAGAGAAGAGCUGUCUAAAACUGUGCCAGAAGAGGAAAUCGAUAGAGCAACGCUUUGGGUCAAAGGACGCCAAACCAAACAAGGAACUUUUAAACAUGAUGUGAUUAAAGAUACUGCUGAAAAAAUUGUAUGUACCUUAUACUUGUUUCAUUUUGCUAUUCUAGUUUGGUGUCAUUAUUGAAUUUCUUAAAUUUAACCUGAAACCUAUAUUGCAUAUGGUAGGAGACACUGAAACGUAAGGAACG